UCCUUCUAGAGAGGUCGGCAAGACGGCACCCUUGGGCAGAAGCGGUCAAGUAUGAAAAUAUUAUAAGAACUAAGGAACUAAGAAAGAAAGGAAAAGUCGACUAAUGGCGGCUUCAUAUUUUUCUCUGUGUUAGGUUCAGCAUUAAUGAUUUCUUUUUUUCUCAUUCCCCAUGUUCUUAUAUAAACUAUAUAUGUUAGAUUAUUUAAGAGGAUCAUGAAUUUGAGCAACUGGGUAUCUCUGGGAUUUCUUAUUAUUGCCGUCUUCUUCUUCUACACCUACCAAUCUGAUCUACCUUCCUUCUCCACUGUGAUAAACAUGGCUGCUCAACAACAAGACUCUUCUUCAUCAUCCAGCUCCAUCUAUGACUUCACUGUCAAGGACAUGAAAGGGAUUGAUGUGAGACUUAGUGAAUAUAAGGGGAAGGUUCUUCUCAUUGUCAAUGUUGCUUCCAAAUGUGGCUUGACACAAUCAAACUACAAGGAGUUGAAUGUGUUGUACCAAAAGUACAAAGACCAAGGGCUUGAGAUCUUGGCAUUCCCAUGCAACCAGUUUGGUGGACAAGAACCAGGGAGCAAUGAGCAGAUUCAGGAAACUGUAUGCACCAUUUUCAAAGCCGAGUUCCCCGUCUUUGAUAAGGUUGAUGUGAAUGGUAAGAACACAGCACCAUUGUACAAUUUCCUGAAAGCAGAGAAAGGAGGGUUCCUGGGAGAUGGCAUCAAAUGGAACUUCACCAAGUUCUUGGUGAACAAACAAGGCAAAGUUGUGGAGCGAUAUGCCCCCACCACUUCACCUCUCAAGAUUGAGAAAGAUAUAACCAACUUGUUGACGAGCGAACCGAAAACAAAGAGAAACUGACGAGCAAAAUUAAUUUGAAAAGUCCAUUUCUUCUGAAUUUGAUUGUAUUUGGUCCGAUUUUCUAUUCAUUGCAAUUUGGUUCUUCAGUACAUCAAAUAUUUGGUCCCUUGUUUCCUUGUGCUGCAAUUCGCGAGUCUGAAAUGAAUCGAAUCAUUGCUCACCCCAGUUAAGAGCCAGCAGCAAGGCAGAGGUUGUGUAAUAUCAAAUAUGAUUCCCCUAAACAUGAAUUGCCCUAAUAUAUCAAACAAUGUUCUCCUUUUUGUUGUCUUUUUCCUUCUUCUGGUGGCACUAGACUAAUCAGCCUUUUUAGUGGCAGCUCAUUGCUGAACUGUCAUGACACUUAGAUGCUUCGAAGAUAUUCCUUUUGUAUCUGAAUUUAGAUGUUUUAUUCCCUCUGUUAUGCGUUGGCAUGCUAAUACAAGCAGCAUCUUUUGCUUUUACCUGUCAGAGGGCAUAUUCGGAUAGUUGCCAAUAUCUUUCUCAGCUAGUGCUGGAGAUUGAGGUUGACCUGGCAAACCUCCAAUGCAUAUGAGUAGCCAGCCACACAUUCAUAUGACUAAUCAAUCAAGUUACUUAUAUAAGUGGAUUCGAUUUUCCAACUUGUGAUGAGGGACAAGGAAAAUUAUCAAGUGGUGGGGAGAUAUAGAUUUGCUUAACGUCAAGAACACUUCCCGUGUCAUUUUCAAUUUCAUGGCAUCCAUCUUACUAGAUAAGGAUAACCCAACUCCAACUCAGCCAUAUCAAAUCAUGGAUCACAUUUCAUUGCAAGUAUUCAAAUUGAAUUUCCCCAAUUGCAGAGCAUGUCUGAAACUUAUAUACAGAUCAUAUAAAUAGCCACACAAGAGCUCCUCAUAACAUCUGCAAGGAAGAAGAAGAGUUCAAGGAACAGCUUAUCAUGUUCCUCAAGCAAGCUAACGUUAAGUACAACAGGUGUCUGCAAUUAUUCAAUGUGACCAUAUCAAAUACCUAACUUCUACCAGAGUUGCUUCUCUGUGCAAAACUUAACUUAAUCAUUGAUAAGUUGAAUCUACCCAUCUAAACCAGCUUGGAUUGCCAUUAAACAGUUCUUAACUGAUGGAAGAAACUGCGGCAGUGAGUUGGUAGAUUCCAGAGCAAUGGAUGAAUCGCUCCACGCUUGAACUCUGGAAUCCAAACUUUAAACAUUCAAAACUCGCAAGGCGUGAUAGAGGAAGAAAAGCUCAGAGAGCUCGGAUGCAUGUAGUUCCAGCAACUUCCUUCACAUCAUCCACCCAUCCAUCAGCUCUAUCAGCCAAAUGGGCAAACGUUUACAUCUACUGCAGAAGUCGUUAGUCAGUUAAUGCUGCUAGAAAAGUAACAGUGAUGUUAGAAAUCAAAGAGAGCGAAGAAACUAAAAGGAAUCAUCCAUCUAUGAAAACUGAAACCCAAAACAAACAGCAAAGAGAAUAUCAGUUGCAGGACUUCUUCCCUGCCAUCCAUCCAUCGGAGUUGUAUGGUUGGUCUAUCCAAUCCGAUGGAUCACCAUGUUAGAAACAGUAGUAAGUAACAAUCCCAUAAUCAAUGAGACAAACAGGA
Linum trigynum is the source of this 2409-nucleotide messenger RNA. The record is from the annotation of a GenBank genome assembly. Lineage: Eukaryota; Viridiplantae; Streptophyta; Magnoliopsida; Malpighiales; Linaceae.